AUGGACUAUAUCUCGAGUUUUGAUAUUCGAUUAGCUAAAGAGCUUUACUAUGCUGGUGAACGAAUUACUGGUAAUGUACUACUUGAGAACACGGAAAACAUCAAGAUUAAAGGUAUACGUGUCCUGUUAAGAGGUAAAGUUCAUGCGAUGCUAAAAGUUGUCAAAUCUGGAGAGAGGAGAACAAUUAAAGACGAUCAGUACGUCCUUGACGAAAAGCUGCUCAUCUGGGGAAAAGAUAAAAACGACGACUCUGAAGUGAUUCCGAUUCUGGCCCGUGGGAUGCAUCAAUUUCCGUUUGUUUUCGAUUUACCGCAAAGCACAUUGCCGUGCUCUUUUGAAAGUCGUCAUGGUACAAUUCGCUACUAUAUUAAGGUGAUCAUCGACAUACCGUACGCUUCGUCGCCUCAAGGCGUCAAAUAUUUCACGAUUAUCGGGCCACACAUUGAUUGUAUGGAAGAGAAAUAUUUGAGCGCUCUAUCCGGGCAGGAUCGCAAGAUGACAUGCUGUUGGUGCUGCCGACGAGGUGCGUUAGCGCUGCGAGCCGUAUUGGAACGAACAGCAUACGUCUGCGGAGAAAACAUCCGCAUGAGAGCACAGGUCUGCCUCUCCGAUGAUAAAGGCAAUGAAUGUCUUCACCUUGAGUUUCCAUUCACAGUUGCUACCGUACCGUAUCGGAUACCAACAGCGCCACAAACACCGUUAAUAGACUACGACUACUGUGUAAAUCAUGUCGAAGGAGGCAAAUACGUUUCACCUGAGUUUCGCCUUGGUCAGGUCUAUGACGGAGAAGGCGACGAAGAGACUCGAGAAGAAGAAGUGAUACUGUACCGUCCAGUUUACGCAACGCUUGCCGAUCGAAGACAAAUGUCACCACAUCAGAAAGAAUUCCGUUCCGGUUCGUUCACUCGAAUCACAGACAGCAACUAUUCGAUGAUCACGGAAGCGAACGGUAGACGACGUAGUGUUAUUAUUUCAUCACCAGAGGAUAUAAGUGAACAACGAGAUUCUAAAGUCGAAACGAUAUUGAAUUCUCGUCUCGAAAGUGGGGAUGACAAAGACGUCAAAAUCCCAUUCAUUCAUCAGGCUUCCUUACCUCAAGUGAAAUCGAACGUCAGUGAAAAAACCGAUGUAAAUGGAAGUGCCUCCGAAUAG
This is a messenger RNA of Angiostrongylus costaricensis, 1152 nucleotides long. The record is from the annotation of a GenBank genome assembly. Lineage: Eukaryota; Metazoa; Nematoda; Chromadorea; Rhabditida; Metastrongylidae.